AUGGCCGCUACCUCCCGCCCGAAGCUGCUCGCGGGCAGGAAAGUGCUGCUUCUCGCUGAUUUUCAGUUCGAGGACCUCGAGCUCAUGUACCCGAAGAUGCGGCUCGAGGAGGAGGGCGCCGAGGUGAGUGUGAUGGGUGCGCAUCCCGCCGGGAUAAAGUACACCGGCAAGUACGGCUACCCAGUCAAGAGCGACCUCUGCGUGGACAACAUGUCCACGACGGAUGCGGUCGCGUCGUACGAUGCGCUGCUCAUUCCAGGCGGCUUCGCGCCGGACUACAUGCGGCGAAACCAGGCGAUGCUCGACCUCACCGUCGCGAUGGCCGACGCCGGCAGGGUCGUCGCGAGCAUCUGCCAUGGCCCUUGGAUGCUCUGCUCGGCGCGGCGGACGGACGGCUCGCCCCUCGCAAAGGGUAUCCGCGCCACCUGCUUCUCCGCCUGCAAGGACGACCUCAUCAACGCCGGCGCCCAGCGGUGGUGGACGGCGUCUUCUUGCCGAGCCGGUGGCCCGUUCAUCACCGCGCGCACGCCCGCAGACCUCACGCCGUUCUUGCACGCGAUCAUCGAUGAGAUGGCGAAAUAA
Emiliania huxleyi CCMP1516 is the source of this 582-nucleotide messenger RNA. RefSeq lists its product as hypothetical. The record is from RefSeq and is a predicted model, not a curated record. NCBI's taxonomy places the organism in Eukaryota, Haptophyta, Isochrysidales, Noelaerhabdaceae. Bases 1 to 582 code for a protein of 193 amino acids. The transcript is spliced from 4 exons.